Drosophila subpulchrella is the source of this 864-nucleotide messenger RNA. Its product is annotated as microfibril-associated glycoprotein 4-like. Lineage: Eukaryota; Metazoa; Arthropoda; Insecta; Diptera; Drosophilidae. Bases 19 to 864 code for a protein of 281 amino acids. The record is from RefSeq and is a predicted model, not a curated record. The transcript is spliced from 2 exons.
UGUCACAUCUUCGACAAAAUGAAAUCGGAAAUUUUAGUGAUUUUUAUGUGGCUUUUCCUGAGUGUGGAUUCCUCUAUUGUCGAUGAGAAAAACUGUUUGGAUUAUUGUCUUAGUGCUGUAAAGCCUGUUUUCGAUCAUUAUCAACAAUUAGCAAAUUCGGCUGAUACCAAAAAGGAAUUGCUGGUUAGUAAAGAUGAUCUGAUCAAGGACCAAGUUAAGCUAAUUGAAGAGAAAGAAAAGCAAAUUAAGGAAUUAUCAGAUCUGCUUUUGAGGAGCACUUGUCCCAUCGAAGGAGCACCAGAUAAAGAUCAAUGGAUCCCCAUCCAAAAACGAUAUGACGGCAGCUUAUUAUUCAAUCGUACCUGGAGUGAGUACAAGAAUGGGUUUGGAAACUGUCGAGGGGAGUUCUUCAUCGGUCUGGAGAAGUUGCACAACUUGACUAGUUCACAACAGUACCAACUUUUGAUCAAUCUCGGGGAUGUCAAUGGAUCUACUGGCUGGGCUCUGUACGAUGACUUCAAAAUUGGCAACGAGAGUGAAGCAUACUAUCUGAAGUCCUUGGGAGAAUAUAGAGGAACCGCCGGAGACUCACUAACGAGAAGCAUUCCCAUGAAGUUCUCCACUUUGGAUAGGGAUAAUGACACUGAUCCUGAUGAAAAUUGCGCAGUUCGUUUAGGUGGCUGGUGGUUCUACCAUUGUGCGAAGAGUUCUCUGAAUGGAGUAUAUUACAAGAACGGAACCACACCCAAUAUAGAUGGUAUAUUUUGGUCAUCUUGGAAAAGCGAUUACUACACCAUCUCUUUAACGUUCGCGGAAAUGAAGAUAAGAUCUAAGAAUAAGCCUCAGCUUGGACAAAAUAAAUAA